AUGAGUCUCACACAGCGUUCCUCCAGGAGUACCCUCUUGUCGGCUUCAAAAGAUGCAGAUGACAACUCUGCGCGCCCACGAAAUCGCCGGGUAGCGAGCAACCGAAACGAUGCAAACACAUCCUCCGUCUACUCAAGUCCAAGCAGGACGCCAGACAGAGGUGCCUCUCCGAUUCCCGCCGCACGCAUAGGAGAUGUCACUGGCAGAAAUAAUUCUAGACUUGAGGUCGCGGCGGGCUCUGCUCGUGCAAGUAGCCCCAGAGGCGGUGGUGGUCUGCUCGAUGGAUCAUGGGCUUCGACGUGGGCUACCGUUUCAGAAUUCACCACAUCACUACUUACCGGUGGGGAAUCAUAUCACACCGGGUCAGAACGAUCAGCAACGAGAACUACUGGAAAACAGAAGGCUUCCAACAGCUGGGGUCCCGAACCACCAAACGAAUCGAGGCCACGCUUAGCGGAUGUUGGGUCAGGAUCAAUGACUGAGCGUGAGGGGCUUCUCAGAGCACUCAGGACAGCAAGUGUACUCGAAAGCCAUGAAGGCGUCAAUGGUGGUCUGGAUGUUUCUAGGAGAUUCAAGAAGCGUAGUUCAGACGAAGACCUGCGAGAAACUUCCCAAAGUCAGGAAACAGCAGAGCACCUGGUGUACAUUCACCAUGUACAAUCAACCGACACCUAUGCCGGGAUCGUGCUUCGGUACAAGUGCCGUGAAGACGCAUUUCGUAAGGCCAACGGUUUAUGGUCCCGAGACAAUAUCCAAAUACGCAAAUGGCUUGCCAUACCUGUCGACGCCUGCGAAAUCAAAGGGCGCCCUUGCGAAGGACCCUCGUUUCCCGGAGCUCAUGUUGAUUACUUGGCCCGUACACCGGAAGCAACAGACCCAUUUGGUCGAGACAUCUCCAACAGCCGAGAGUUUUUCGGCACCUCGCCCAACGACCAAGGCGGGGAUAACAAGUUACAAACAAAUGACGACGAGCGACCAUGGACACACGUGCGCUGGGUAUCACUCGACUCGUUUCCUGAUCCUGUCGAGGUCGCACGUGUAGAACGCAAAGUUUUGGGCUACUUCCCACCGCGUCGGAGGAAGAGCAUGAACACCACUUCCACCAUGACGUCGCCUAGGACGUCGAUGGACGUCCCAGGCAUCACCCUAAGUGGAGAGGCAGGUCCUGGAAGUCCCGGUAGCGUCUCUUCCCGCCGAACUAGUCUCAUGGGAAGUCGCCCCAAUUUAAUCGAGGACGAUGCUCGGCCGGCAUGGAUGAGACGGCCUGGAGGCGUAGGCUCGCUGCGGAAUGUGAGAGCACCAGGACCCGAGAAAGAUUACUUCAACACGUGGACAAAUAAGCAUCUACCAGGACUAAACAUUGAUACUCUACCGUCCAUGGCCGUCCUAGGUGCCGAAACUGCUCACAUCGGAUUCACCGGUGGCGGAGAGCACCCGACUAUCGUCGAGAGUCCUUUUGAAGACGGAGGCGAUGCCUCCACGAUAAAUGGGCAAGGGUCUACUGGGCUUGACAAAGCGGCCGCGGCGGUCGAGAACUGGCUGCGUGGCGCUAUUUGCCAAGCGGCCAAGUGGACUAAGAACGCCUUCUCUAAGCACACCAAGACGGUCGGCUCUGGGGCCAGAAGAAGGCGACCUCAUCGAGCUUACCGACACUAA
Molecule: messenger RNA, 1656 nt
Organism: Sordaria macrospora k-hell
Lineage: Eukaryota; Fungi; Ascomycota; Sordariomycetes; Sordariales; Sordariaceae
Source: RefSeq, a predicted model, not a curated record